Molecule: messenger RNA, 4776 nt
Organism: Egretta garzetta (little egret)
Lineage: Eukaryota; Metazoa; Chordata; Aves; Pelecaniformes; Ardeidae
Product: protein-glutamine gamma-glutamyltransferase 6
Exons: 12
Coding region: 2392-4617 (741 amino acids)
Biological process (GO): peptide cross-linking
Molecular function (GO): protein-glutamine gamma-glutamyltransferase activity
Source: RefSeq, a predicted model, not a curated record
CAAACUGCCACAUAGCAGUCCCAGGCUCUAAUCCCUCUCUGAUAUCGAAUUGAUGUCUGGCCUCAGACAGAUCAGUUGAUGGCCUCUGGACUCCCACAUUCACCUCCCUACAGAGCGGCGAUGUUAGCCUGUGUGCUGCUUUCUCAAAUGCAAUCCCAAUAGCUGUGUAUUAUGUUGCACUUGCUCUCACUCUCGUGAUGACUGGAAAUAUCUCUAGUUAGAAAGACGUGUCAUGUAAUACACACACGCAGAGCCUAUCUACAAUUUAGCCUAAGGAUUUUUUUCUGUUAUAGCUUCAGCUUUCUGUCAGAGGAAAGAUGAACCUUGUGUGCAUAAUGAUCAGCAUUUUCAGCAGCGAUCACCAAUUCUGCAGACUUUUGCUUAUGAGCAUGCUCCCAACAUCUAUCCGUUAGAGAAUAAACACUUACCCAAACAAAUUUUCAGAAGUUUGUCCAAUUGUACGUUGACAGGAUUAUUGAAAAUAUGUUUUUCCAACAGAGAGCAGAAAAAGAAAUCGUAAGAUUUAAAUUGAAAUGUGAAGAUCUAAACAUGGGGAAAUUUGAAGUACACCGGACAAAAGACUGGUAUCAGGCUUUACUGUGCUCUUGCCCAAUAUAUAAACCAUUUUUUUGCUGAUCUCCUGCACAUAUUCACUAGAAAUGCCUGUGUAACUGUGGGCUUUGCAAGGCAAACCAAACUAUUAAUGCAGUAAAUUCUUAGAGUUAACCAAUGCUAGCCACUGCCUUCUUUAUCUUUCGUACAUCUCCAGGUGCCCCCUCUUACUUUGUUGUACAUCUUGUCUUUGCCCGUACAUUCCACUGACAGUCUUUGCAGCACUGUUUAGUUCCUGAAACAUCAGAGUGCCGCUGGUAACAAACCCAUGACGCAGUUGCUAUUAAAUCCUAUAUGUGCUACAUUUUUAUUUGCAGACAUGCAAAAUGCUCUUAGUUAUCUGCAUCACUGUACAACUAAUGAUGUGCACGCUCCUUGCCCUGAAGAGCCCGGACAUUUAUCUUGCACAGUUCAGGAUACACAGUGGUAGGAUAUACACGGGUAAAGUGUUGCAAGGGUAACUUUUCAAACCCUGAGCCCAAGUGCCCUUCAGAAACACAUUCUAAUUUCCUCUUAAAUUAGAGAACUUGAAAUUAGGAAUGCUGUUUUCUAUAGAUUCUUUUCAAUUAAACAUAUUUAAGUCAGGAAAAUAAAGUGAUGAUGCAAGAGAGAAACUUUCCAGACAUUUUAUAUCAUGUGACUCAAACAUCACACGCCAAGCAAUGGAAUUUUUUUCCCUCCAGGUGACAUAUCUGAAACAAGUCCCUUCACUUAAUUGAAAGUACUCAAACAUGUUUAUGCUCACAGACUAUAGGAAAGCAGCUUGCUCCAGGCCCUUACUGCAGCCUCAGAGCCACCCGUGCAUAUUCACAUUUCUUCCAAAAAGCUGAAAAAUGAGCACAAUGACUACAUCAAAACUUCACAGAAUGUAAUUCUGUGCUGCAAAUCCAGCAGAAAACUCAAAUCCCGCCCUCUUUAUUUCUGUGAUAGAACCCUACGGAUUCCCUUGGAUAUGAACCUCAUUCCAAGUGAUUCAAGGUGGUGCUAAACCAAGUUCAGUGAAAUGAUUGAAGUGUUGCUCAUAGUAUCAUUAGUCUGCAAAGGGUUACCAUGCUCUAGUCGUGGCAGGAAAUUUUCUUCAAAUGAAAUUCCUCAGGAAUAUCAUAUUGGGGAAAGGCACUUCUCAAUCACGUGUUCAUAGAGGGAUCUGUAUUUUUUCUGUAUUUUUUGUUGUUGUUGGUUUUUUAAUUGAGGAACAAAAAAGGUUGAAAGCCUCUGUAAUCUGUGCCUCAGUGUCCCAUUUUCAAUAGUAGGCAACCUAUCGUGAUACACUAGACCAACCCCUAGCACCAGCUCAAGAUUCGCUACUCCUAGUCCUACCAUCUGUCCUCUGCUGGUUAUCUUUUUCCAACAGUGUGUGAAAUAACACCCAGCUUCAAGCAACAAGACUAUUAAUCAAAUGAGAUAUGAGAUAUGUGAGAAGAUAAUGUGCAAGUUCAACAAUGAAGAUACUAGCUUUCUAUUCAUCAUCUGUCAUACACUGUUUCCAGGAUCAAGUCUAAUACUUCUUUCUGUACACCUGUAAAGCACACUGGGAACUAGAGAUCCCCACAGAAAAAGAGCAGGAACACGGUAGAAUAGAACAGUCUCUUCAAAUUUUAACAAAGUCUUAACUAAACAGGGUUUUAUUUUUUUUUAAAUCAAAGAAGAAUUCUUUGAACAGGUGUUUUUUCUGUCUCUAAAAGAUGCAUGCAGAAAUGAUAGUUUAGCUGUUCCUCUAAGUUAUUAUUUAGUUUGCAGUUUUUAAUAACAGUGGAUUUUUCUGCUUUCCUAAAACAUAUGACUCCAGCUAUAUAUAAAUAUAAUAAAAUUACUACUUUAGAUAAGCUGAAAAAAAUCUACAAGUUUGAAGGAAGAAUGCUUUCAAUUAACUUGCCUUGUGUCUUUCUAGCCCUGAAAAUCAAAAAUGUCAAUUGGCAAUCUAAACUAAAUAAAGCUGCUCAUCACACCUCUGAUUACAGCAGCACAGAAGCAAUCUUGAGGAGAGGACAGGCCUUCGGCAUCACUCUGAACCUCCAAACAACAGUGCAAUCUGGGGACAACUUCACCUUUAUUGCAAGCACAGGGCCAUCUCCAGCAGAAUCACAGCAGACCAAGGCCAUAUUUAACCUUUCUGAGGAGGGUGCCAGUGGCUGGAGCGCAACCCAAGAGCCCAGUGAGCCCGGCUGCAUGAACUUCACGAUAUUCAGCCCAGCCAAUGCUGUCAUUGGACGAUACAAACUCAGACUCCAGAUCGUUUCUGGGAACAAGGUCUCUUCAACACUCCUGGGCCAGUUUGUGCUACUCUUCAAUCCCUGGUGUCCAAAUGAUGAUGUCUACAUGGCUAAUGAAAAGGAGCGACAGGAGUAUGUCCUGAAUGAUAGCGGAAUCAUAUUUCAGGGGCUGGAAAAAUAUAUUCAACAAGAAGCCUGGAACUAUGGACAGUUUGAAGAGGAUAUCCUUGAUAUCUCUUUGGCGAUACUGGAUCGAAGCCUGAACCACCGCCAAGAUCCAGCUGUUGAUGUAUCCAACCGAAACAAUCCUAUCUACGUGAGCAGGGUUAUCAGUGCUAUGGUUAACAGCAAUGAUGAAAAAGGAGUAGUGGAAGGGAAGUGGAAUGGAAAGUACUGCUCAGGAACCAACCCCUUGCAGUGGAGUGGAAGUGUGACCAUCCUUCGAAAGUGGUACAGGGGGAGAUACAAACCUGUCCGGUAUGGCCAGUGCUGGGUCUUUGCAGGAGUAACGUGCACAGUUCUGAGAUGCUUGGGAAUACCUACUCGUGUCAUUACAAACUUCAACUCUGCCCAUGACAGGAAUAUAAAUCUGAGUAUUGAUAAGUACGUUGACAUUUCUGGAAAAACCCUGCACUUGACUGAAGACAGUGUGUGGAAUUUCCAUGUCUGGAAUGAAAGCUGGUUCAUUAGAAGAGAUCUUGGCUCUUUUUAUGAUGGAUGGCAGGUUCUGGAUGCAACACCCCAGGAAAGAAGCAAAGGUAUAUAUCAGUGUGGUCCUGCCUCCACUAGAGCCAUUAAGGAAGGGGAUGUGAACCUGGAUUAUGACAGCUCAUUUGUGUUUGCAGCAGUGAAUGCUGACUAUGUUACUUGGAUUCACUAUAACAACAAAAGAAAAGAGAGAAUUUAUUCUGAUACUAAGAAGAUUGGAAAAUUUAUCAGCACCAAAGCAGUGGGCACCAACUCCCGUGUGGAUAUCACUGAUACUUACAAAUAUCCAGAAGGAUCCCUGAAAGAAAGGCAGGUGUAUAAAAAAGCACUGAAGCUGCUUGGUGUGAGAAGCAGUGGGAAAAGAACCAAAAUUACAAGACCUAGAAGACGAUCUUCAAUAGCAUGGAGACAAAAUGUGACACAGCCUGCACAAAACCCCAGUAUCUCAGGGAAGCUGAUCCUUGAUGCACCUCCUGUAAUUGGCCAGGAUAUCCUCCUUACCUUGGCACUCAGGAACUUGAUCUCAGAUUUCAAGACCGUAAAGGUUAAACUGAGGGCUUCAGCCAUUCUGUACACAAGAAAACCGAAAGCAGAGAUUUUGCAGUUGUCUAAGUCUGUUAAACUUGGAUCUGAAGAAGUGAAAGAGAUUUCAUUCACGAUCUCCUAUUCCCGAUACAAAAACUCUCUGAUGGAUGACAGGAAGAUACUAGUAACUGCUGUGUGUGAAACCAAACAGGGAGCCUCACUUCUAGUGGAGAAAGAUAUUUUACUUCAGGAUCCUUUUCUCACCAUCAAGGUCCUUGGUCCAACAGUGGUACACAAGGCUGUUAAUGUGCAGGUCACCUUUACCAACCCACUGUCUGAAGUGGUGACAGACUGCAUGCUGAGAGCAGAAGGUAGCGGCCUGCUCAAAGAGCAACUCAGAAUCAAUGUGGCAAGAAUGGCCCCCAUGGAGAGCUCAACAGUCCAGUUUGAAAUCAUCCCCUACAAGAGCGGCACCAGGCAGCUUCAGGUGGAUUUGGUUUGCGCACAUUUUUCAGACAUUAAGGGAUUUGUGAUGCUUGAUGUGGCUACUGCUCAGUGACACAACCCGUACAUCAGUUCAGUUUUGUCUCCUUCUAUGAGACUGGUACAGUGUUCAUACAUUACUAUGACUGGGAGCACAGAAAUGCAGACUAGUCAGCCAAAGUAAAGCGAAGUAAUAUGAACAGAAAUUAAUGAAAAGGUACUAUACACUAUACUG